AGAGAGAGAGAGAGAGAGAGAGAGAGAGAGAGAGAGAGAGAGAGAGGAACACAGUGACAGACAGGGGGGUUUAAGUGAGAAAGACUGCCGACUUGCAACAAUAAAAGCAUAUGUGCAGCCAGUGCUGGAAAAUUACAAGCCUCUCUCUCACACAUACUCGUGCACCUUUUUUUCUCUCAUGAAGCUCAGGGGUCGCUGCAAGUCAGUGGACUGAAACCAACUGAGGAACCUCUUCAUUCAGCAUGUUUCACCUGCUUUUUGAAUAGCCACUUUUUUUUGUUUUACUGUGUGGCUGUGCUGCUGUGAGAAGAGGUGAAAGGAGUCACAGGCUGCCAGUGGAUACAGGUGCAGAUGCAGCGGGCCAUGAGCGGAAUACUGAAGAGGAAAUUUGAGGAGGUAGAAGCCUCCUCCUCCCCGUGCUCUUCCUUGCGGGAGUCAGAUGAUGAGGUCUCAUGCAGCGAGAGCGGGGAUAGCAGUGACAGUGUCAACCCCUCCGCCUCGAGCCCUUUUACCCCGGACUCGAUACUAAAGAGAGAGAAGCGCCUACGCACCAGGAGGGUGCAUUUUGAGAAAGUCACGGUGUACUACUUCGGCCGGCGGCAAGGCUUCACCAGCGUGCCGAGCCAGGGAGGCAGCACGCUUGGCAUGUCCAACAGGCACAGCUGGAUCCGCCAGUACUCCUUGGGUGAGUUUGCCCUGGAGCAGGAGAGGAUCCACAGAGAUAUGCUCCGAGAUCACUUGAAGGAGGAGAAACUCAACUCAAUCAAACUCAAGCUGACUAAGAACGGCACAGUGGAGUCUGAAGAGGCUGACACACUCACAGCGGAGGAUAUCUCCGACGACGACAUCGAUCUGGACAACACAGAGGUGGACGAGUACUUCUUCCUGCAGCCGCUCACCACUAAAAAGCGACGGGCACUGCUGCGCUCCUCUGGGGUGAAGAAGAUUGACGUGGAAGAGAAACAUGAACUGCGCUCCAUCAGGAUGUCCAGAGAGGACUGCGGCUGUGAUUGCAGAAUCUUCUGCGAUCCAGAGACCUGUGCCUGCAGCAUCGCGGGGAUCAAAUGCCAGGUGGACCGUAUGUCGUUCCCAUGUGGCUGCUCCAAAGAGGGCUGCAGCAAUUCAACAGGCAGAGUGGAGUUUAACCCCAUCCGUGUAAGAACACAUUUCUUGCACACCAUAAUGAAGCUGGAGCUGGAAAAGAGUCGCGAGCAGCAGCAGUCGUCCCCCGCAAACGGUUACCACGGUGACACCAACGACCUGGGCAGCCCUCUGGUCCAGUCCCAGCACAGGUUGGAGUACUCUCUGUCGGAUUCUGUUCCACAAACGACUGCGAUGCACCUUCAGACCGCGGCCGACAUGGAGGAGCCUCUAGAUGAAGAGGAGGACGAGGAAGAUGAAGAAGACGAUGAGGAGGAGGAGGAGGAAGAGGAGAAUGAAGAAGAUGAAGAGGACGAGGAGGAUAGCAGCAGUGUGUGCAGCGCGCUGUCCGACUCCAGCACGCAGAGCUUAGCAAACGGUGACUCUGAGGACGAGGAAGAGGACGAGGAGGAGGAUGAAGAAGAGAAUUCUGAGAACUUGGGAAACCAACCAGUGAAUCAUACUGAGGUGGUUCCAUUGUCUGCUGUGCUUUGCUUCAAUAAUGCACCGCAUGAAAACAACAUGAACGGAAACAAUUAUUUAAUGAACUCUUCCUCGGCUGAGUACUACAAGCUGGGGAGCUCCUGUACGGUUGCUAACAGUCAAACCAGUCAACCCAGCGAACCCUACAGUGAAGCCUUAGCAUUCCAUGAUCCGGUUAGCACAACUAAUGGUAGCGUAUCCCAAGGACCUUUUAACAUGUCUGCCGAACAGUACAUAGACUACUCCAAUCAGGCUGAGCAAAAAUACAAUAAUGCUAAUCACAAUUUCACUCUGACCAAUGGCUCUCUGGCCACCCCUUUGACCUGCUCCACAACUGAUACAGAAAACAAGGUGUCCAAAGUGACAUUUGUGGAGCAGCCGGACAACCAGAACCAGCCCCAAUUUCAGAACUACCUGAACAAUAACUCACAGGAUUCCUACAGCAGCCACAGCUCCAGUAUGACAGCCGAUCAGCCACAGCAAGAGUCCACUAUUAAUAAUGGCCAUUCUGACCUGACCUUACUAGCAAGCAACGCUAAGAACCUCCCUUUACCAGACCAUUGCCCCGAGGUCACAGCCAUUUAGUGGGCCUCACCUUUCAAAGUGUUCUUUCAUUAUUAUGUCUUAACUUGAGCCUGACCAAGUGGCAUUUCAAGGAAACAUAAUCAUGACCUUUUUGUAUUAUGUGACCUUAAAUUCCAAAGCAAUUGACACCAAUGUAGUACAUUUAACACUUGCUAUUAAAAAGACCUUGACCAUAUUCAACCAUCAGCCAUUUCUUCUGACUUCAUACUUUGGAUGGGAAACUCAAAGGCUGUGUGUCAUAAUGCUGUGUUCCAGGUUAUAAGUUGAAUAAUAAUGUGUAAGUGAAAAAACUGCCAUCAUUCCCUUGCUUCAACUUUAAAAUCAAUUAACAAUGAAUCACAACAACAUAUUAAAAACCAAUAAGCUACCUCCAGACAACUGUUAUUUUUAUCAGACCCUUUCUAGCUAACAGCUAGUUAGCAAGUGUCUUGUUUAUGUUACCAUUUGAAUACACUGUACGAUAUGAAAGGAAAGGUGUACAUUCCUAGCUUACAGAAAAUGUAGCUGGCUAAUGGUGAUGUGUGCUAGCCAACUGUUAGCUCAGAUGGCUAUCGAUUAAACUAGCUGGCUAAUGGUAAUGUAAGCUUGCUAACAGUGAUUUCAGCAGGCUAACAGAAAUCGGGCUAGUUAGUGGUUAAAUGCUUCGACUGACUAGCUUACUGGUUAUCUGGUUAUAUCAAAUGUUGUUUUUAACCUUUUGUGUGCCACAGGAAUUACAAUUUUCACUUUUUUAGUUGCUGAUGAAAGGGGAGUGGUGAAAUGCUAACAAUGUCAGAUUCCCUGAUAAGAAUCCCGGAACACUGAAUAUAACAUCAUGAUAGCAUUUGAGCUUUCUAAACCAAGCAUUACUUCAGAGGAAAAGGCCACUUGGUGAAUAUGGUGAAUAGUUUCAGCAUGGAAGUGUUAUGGAGGAAUUAGUUCCUGAGCGUUUCCAAACUACAGUGUGUGCUUAACUGCGAGAUAUAAUAAAACACAACCACUUACAAACAUCAGUUAUGUCAUGCUGUGCAACGUAUCAUGUAAUCUAAAUGUAAAGUUCUAGUUUUAAGCAGAUAUUGUAUUGUAGAUGGAACUUUUCUAUGUCUAAUGUAUUUGUCAAAUGUGAAAAAAAGGUUUAUUGUUGCUUAAUUUAUUGUUUCUUAAUUAUGUGUAUACUUAUCUAUUGUAAAUGUUUUAUAAUAAGCAUGCUGUUUUUGGGAAUCUCAGUGACAUUAAGAGUCGGGAGGGGGGGUUGCCAUUGUUUUAUAUGAAAAUGUGUUGUAUACAUGCUGUACAUUUCUGUUCUUUUUGUCACAAUAAUAUGCUUUUCUAUGUUUUUGAAAAGCAUGAAAAAGCCUGAAUUCUUAUUUGUAUGUUUGUAAUACAGUGUCUUAAAAUAGCAUACAAUGUCAAUUCACAGCCUUUUGCACUUAUGUGUUGGGAGUCCAGUGGCAUGCAGUCGAUUUAAACUUCACUUGAAUGGUGGGAAAAUAUGGCCCCUUACUUGUUAUAUUUCCCUACUGUUCACUUUGAGAACUCCACAAUUAAAGGUGCCACAAGAAAUUAGGAUUGUUUCUUUAAAGAUUAUCGUGAAUACAGGGAUACUGAUAAAUAGCACUUUGACAUAUCUCCAACAGUAUGAGAAGCUCAUAGACAACAGGACACUAUAUCUACCAUUGAAUUAACAUAAUUAGCAUCAUUUAAAAAGUAUCAGUAACCACUCUCCAUUUAAGUUCUGGAGACAAAUGAUUGAACCCUACUAUCUCAGUAUUUUAUAACUGAAGUGUUUAUUGGAUUUCUGCCUUGGGAAAGCUGUCUAAGCUGAAAUCCGCUGUCUAAUAACUGAGGUGUUUAUUUAUGCGGCUCCAGUCAUGAUGUUUAUUUGUUCUACUGGUGUGCAAUAGCUUAAGAGUUUUUAAUAGGCAUUCCCUUUUAGAGAAAAUCCUCAAUGAAACGAACUGAGAUUCCCUUUAAUUUACCAUCAAGGUACUUCAUAUUGGUACACUUUUUGUUGAAUAAUGAACAUGACAGUUUUACUAAUUGUAUAUUGAGGAGACAAAUGUUCAAGGUUGACAAUCAAAACUAUUAAGAAAUUUGAUUCAUAUCAGUCAUUUACAGAUAUACAGUAUGAGUCCUGAGUCCAAGUAUGAGCCAUUGAAAAUAUAUUUAACAGCCAGAUUUUUAAAAACUGUUUGCCAAAAAUCUGUAAAUAAGCUUUUGAAACAUGUUUUCUAUGAAAUCCCAACAAAAAAGAAAAAGGAUUGACUGCUCAAAAAUGUGAGGAUUGACUGUGCUAAUUUAGAGAACAGUAUUACGGUAUUAUGUUGCUGAAGUUCUUUACCUUGAGCGCUUUGCUGCUGCAUGAAUAAAGAUAAUCAUCAUCCUUCAGGCUUUCAAAUAUCUGCCAUCUUUUGGAAUCAGAAAGGGUCAUUGCUGGUUUUUUGUUGAUCGUGUGUGACUGAUAAGUAGCUGGGACCUUUCACAUCACUGUGGUGGUACAAAACAAGCUUACAGGCAAUCAGAGGCAUCAACACGGUCUAUGUAACAAAUAAAUGUUGCCAAAACAUUCAGUGUGAGAAGGCUAUACAGUGACACUGCAUCCAGUUAAGAAUCCUGUGUUGGAUUUUAUUUUCCGGUAUUUAUUAUGAAUGAUAUAUUGAAAUGUGUAUUUAUUGUGGUUUUACUAAAAGUCUGUGAUGAGUAAAUUGAUUCACUAUCUUAAA
Molecule: messenger RNA, 4910 nt
Organism: Labrus mixtus (cuckoo wrasse)
Lineage: Eukaryota; Metazoa; Chordata; Actinopteri; Labriformes; Labridae
Gene: csrnp3
Product: cysteine-serine-rich nuclear protein 3
Exons: 5
Coding region: 352-2208 (618 amino acids)
Biological process (GO): regulation of transcription by RNA polymerase II
Cellular component (GO): nucleus
Molecular function (GO): DNA-binding transcription factor activity, RNA polymerase II-specific; sequence-specific DNA binding
Source: RefSeq, a predicted model, not a curated record